AUGUUCGAUAAUCCUCAAUGGGCGGUCGACUCGACGCGAAAGAGGGCCAGGGACGAAGAAGAGGCCUUGAAUGGAACCACUGGCUUCACCGAGCAUAGGAACAAGCGCCUUCAUUCUCUGCCGUUGCGAUCAAGCCCCGGUCACAAGCGAUGGACUGGUCCUCCUCCGACCUUUCCCAGCUCGUCGCUCGCUCCAUCCACAAUCACACCAAGCGACUCGGACUCGGAAGACUUGCACCAACAACAGCAGUUGCAGCAGAACAAUGCAUCACAUCUCUCGUCAUGGCCAUAUGGGCCAGCCCCGUCGCAGCAGCAACAGCAGUCCCCAGACUCUUGCAUGGAUGCCGAUAGAGACACAGACAUGAUGGUCAUGGAGGAUACGCAACACCUGAACCCCGGAUCUACGCAGCCGGAUCAUGUCGGCUCCAGCAUUACUGGUCGGAUGCCAACACCCAUCCACGCUACUUUCGCAGCUCAGGUCCGAGGCAACAAUUGGGGCACGGCAAAUGGAAGCAACAUGCAGUCGUCGUCUGGGACCGCCUUCCCCAGAGCUUUCCCACCGCCGCAAGAUCCCACUGUCCCACGAUCCGCCGAGAAUGUUGCAGAAUGGUCCAUGGUGCAGAACAGGAGAUUACCGUCGCCAAUUAGUGAAAGCGGCGGUGAGGAAGCACCUACCAGCCCUGGCAUGGUCCUGGACUCCUCGCCUGCCAUGCAGCGACCGUACCUGCCGCACAUGCCGCAUUCGACAAAUCCAGCAAUGGCUCAUCCCAAUGUGGAGAUAGUGACCCCUCGGGCCUCGACCGACGAUGUGGGCAUGAUGGACAUGGAAGAUGGACAGGAUGGCUCGCCGACUUCAGCUCCCGCGACUCCGUCACCUCGUAGCAAGUUUGGACACUCUCGCAGCAAGCACACGCUCAAUUCAUGGACACUGCAGCCCGGCAUGAAGAAGUCGUUCAGUAUAGGUUACCGCGCCGACUGUGAGAAAUGCCGCCUCAAGAUCCCGGGUCAUUUCAACCAUAUCAUCGUCUCAUAG
Molecule: messenger RNA, 1032 nt
Organism: Pestalotiopsis fici W106-1
Lineage: Eukaryota; Fungi; Ascomycota; Sordariomycetes; Amphisphaeriales; Sporocadaceae
Exons: 1
Coding region: 1-1032 (343 amino acids)
Source: RefSeq, a predicted model, not a curated record